Nanorana parkeri is the source of this 1169-nucleotide messenger RNA. It is a transcript of the gene SELENOT, whose product is annotated as selenoprotein T. Gene Ontology annotation, molecular function: thioredoxin-disulfide reductase (NADPH) activity. Gene Ontology annotation, biological process: cell redox homeostasis. Gene Ontology annotation, cellular component: endoplasmic reticulum membrane. NCBI's taxonomy places the organism in Eukaryota, Metazoa, Chordata, Amphibia, Anura, Dicroglossidae. The record is from RefSeq and is a predicted model, not a curated record. The transcript has 6 exons.
CCUGGCACUGGCACUCUGGCAGUAGCUGCUGAGGUCAGGAUGUCGGUGCGGUGUGUAUCGUGGUUGCUGCUAGUUAGCGGGGUAUUGGCCAGCGUACUGAGCGGAGUCUCGGCGGAUGGGAAUGGGCUACCGAGCAAGAAGCUGAGGAUGCAAUACACGGCCGGCCCGCUGCUCAAGUUCCAGAUAUGCAUCUCCUGAGGUUAUCGGCGGGUGUUUGAGGAGUACAUGCGGGUUAUAAGCCAGCGGUACCCAGACAUCCGCAUCGAAGCAGAAAAUUAUCUUCCUCACCCAAUUUAUAGACACCUUGCAUCGUUCCUGUCUAUCUUCAAGCUAGUAUUAAUAGGAUUCAUAAUUGUUGGAAAGGACCCAUUUGCUUUUUUUGGCAUGCAAGCUCCAAGUUUUUGGCAAUGGGGACAAGAAAAUAAGGUCUAUGCCUGCAUGAUGGUUUUCUUCCUGAGCAACAUGAUCGAGAACCAGUGCAUGUCCACAGGAGCCUUCGAGAUCACUUUGAAUGAUGUUCCUGUGUGGUCCAAGCUAGAAUCUGGACAUAUCCCAUCCGUGCAGCAACUUGUCCAAAUAAUUGACAACGAGAUGAAGUUAAAUGUUCACAUGGAUGCGAUUCCUCAUCAUCACCGUUCCUAGCCACAUUUUCCAGCACCAGAUUUAUUUUGCAUGAUGUGGACUUUUAACAAGGUGUCAGCGGGGCUGGUGUUUAUGAAGGCCUGUUCUGAAGACAGUCCCUGUUAGUGCAGGCUGGAUGUCCCUCUGCCGUCUCGUUGUGCCUUUUGAAGUCCUAAAUGCAAGAUUUUCUGUGUGCUGCCCCCUUGUGGAAUUUUACAGACAGUGCAAUGAUAUACUGUGUAGUCUCAUCCCAGAUUUUAUUUUUAAGCCAUCCUACUGUUCCAUACUUCACAUAAUGCUGGCAUUAAAAUGAAUCUUUUUUUAUUCAUAAUUUACAGUGUUUAGAUUAUUGUAAUUUAUGUUUCCACCUGAGACAUUUUUUGUCUAUGAUAUCUAAUUUUUAUAAGAAUCUGUUCUUUUUAUAGUUUAAAGUGAUGCUCUGACUAAAUGACUCAAAUGUCCCACAGCAGUUAGCACUAAAUGUUUAUUUCUCAAUGUUCUACUGAUAAAAUUAUAUUGCAGAUCACUAAGUUAUUCUAAAUUAUAAA